Carica papaya (papaya) is the source of this 2666-nucleotide messenger RNA. RefSeq names its product neutral/alkaline invertase 3, chloroplastic-like. Gene Ontology annotation, molecular function: sucrose alpha-glucosidase activity; endo-alpha-N-acetylgalactosaminidase activity. Gene Ontology annotation, biological process: sucrose catabolic process. The record is from RefSeq and is a predicted model, not a curated record. Lineage: Eukaryota; Viridiplantae; Streptophyta; Magnoliopsida; Brassicales; Caricaceae. Gene Ontology annotation, cellular component: chloroplast.
AAAAAGAAAAGAGAGUGGAAAAAUGAAAGAAGAAUUAGAAUUAGAAUUGAAAAAAAACAGCUAGCCAAAACAAAACUUAAUACGAUACACACAAUUAUAUUAUUAUUAAUGGUGAUUGUGUGGAUAUAUUAAAACCACACAACAUCGUCUUCUUUCUUUCCGGAUUUUUCUGCUCCCAAACAUCGUUUGGAUACAAACCCACUUUUGAUUGUGUACCAGGUUAAUCAAUCUCGAAACCGAAGUGGAGGAAGGUAUUAUUUUGAUUGAGUCAGGAAUCUCUUGGGUUCAGUUUGAUAAAAGAAGGGUUUAGUUUUGAUAGGGUUAUAUUUAUUUGAUUAGCAUUGUGUUUAUGGGAACUUCUGAGGCAGUUCUGCCAGUUUUAUCUGGAACUAUUCCCAGUCGUUUCAGUUCUGAUCCAUGUUUUAGCAAAUUGGAUUCAAGAUUUCAUCCUAAAUGUGCUGUAAAUUUUUCGAAGAAAAGGGCACGGAGUUGUAUACAAUUUUUCAUUUGUCCUAAUGCACCACUGGGUUCCAGGGGAUCCCAACUAGUUAAGGGGUUAGGAAGUGGAUUGCAUAGGAAUAGAACCACUGACAGGUUCCAACUUCUUAGUUGCAAAUGUGAAGAUGCUGAAAAUUUUGGGGGAAUAACUGCAGAAGGAAAUGGAGCAUGGUUUGUGGAUAGCGCUAAGGAACUAAAUUUGAAUAAUGUGGUAAACACACCAAAUGUUCUGGAAUUCGGGGAUGUUAAACAAUUGAAACGGGAAAAGGAGAGUUUAACAUCUAAUGGUACAGCUGGACCAGGUACUACUAACUUUCGGAAGGCCAUUGUAGAUUCUAUUGAGGAUGAAGCAUGGGACCUAUUGCGUGAUUCUGUGGUUUAUUAUUGUGGGAGUCCUAUUGGAACUAUUGCCGCCAAUGAUCCCACUAGUUCCAAUGUGUUGAAUUAUGAUCAGGUCUUUAUCCGUGACUUUAUACCUUCUGGCAUUGCCUUUCUUUUGAAGGGAGAGUAUGACAUUGUUCGGAAUUUCAUCCUUCAUACCCUUCAGUUGCAGAGCUGGGAAAAAACGAUGGACUGUUACAGCCCUGGUCAGGGGUUGAUGCCUGCCAGUUUUAAGGUGCGAACUGUUCCCUUGGAUGGUGAUGAUUCUGCUACAGAAGAAGUAUUGGAUCCUGAUUUUGGAGAGGCAGCAAUUGGCCGUGUUGCACCAAUUGAUUCUGGUUUAUGGUGGAUUAUUUUAUUACGUGCAUAUGGAAAGUGCUCUGGGGAUCUAUCUGUUCAGGAGAGAGUUGACGUGCAAACUGGAAUUAAAAUGAUAUUGAAGCUUUGUCUUGCUGAUGGUUUUGACAUGUUUCCUACAUUACUGGUGACUGAUGGUUCUUGCAUGAUAGAUCGUCGUAUGGGAAUUCAUGGUCAUCCUCUUGAAAUCCAGGCACUAUUUUAUUCUGCCUUACUCUGUGCACGUGAAAUGCUUGCUCCAGAAGAUGGAUCAGCUGAUCUUAUCCGGGCACUGAAUAAUCGCUUACUUGCUCUUUCAUUCCACAUCAGGGAGUAUUAUUGGAUUGAUUUGCGAAAACUGAAUGAGAUUUAUCGUUACAAGACUGAGGAGUACUCAUAUGAUGCAGUUAAUAAGUUCAACAUUUACCCAGAUCAGAUUUCUCCUUGGUUGGUGGAAUGGAUGCCUAAUAAAGGAGGUUAUCUAAUUGGAAACUUACAGCCAGCACAUAUGGAUUUCCGAUUUUUUUCUUUAGGAAACAUGUGGUCUGUUGUAAGCAGCCUGGCAACAGCUGAUCAGUCACAUGCCAUACUGGAUCUUAUUGAAGCGAAAUGGGCAGAUUUGGUAGCAGAUAUGCCAUUCAAGAUAUGUUAUCCUGCUCUUGAAGGUCAGGAGUGGCAAAUAAUCACUGGUAGUGAUCCUAAAAACACGCCUUGGUCUUACCACAAUGGUGGUUCUUGGCCAACUCUGCUAUGGCAGCUUACUGUUGCAGCCAUAAAGAUGAAAAGACCAGAAAUCGCUGCAAGAGCUGUUGAAGUUGCUGAAAGACGCAUAUCAAGAGAUAAGUGGCCUGAAUACUAUGACACGAAAAAAGGAAGGUUCAUGGGGAAGCAAGCACGGUUAUUCCAGACAUGGUCAAUUGCUGGAUACCUUGUGGCUAAGCUUCUACUUGCAGACCCAAGUGCAGCCAAAAUUCUGAUAACUGAAGAGGAUUCUGAGCUUGUCAAUGCCUUCUCUUGCAUGAUAAAUGCUAACCCCAAGAGAAAGCGUGGUCGGAAGAACUCCCAACAGACUUACAUAAUAUAAGAUUCUGAAGCUGCUUUCAGACAAGGAUAGGUAACUUCAAUUUAUGACUCAACUUACCUAUCUAAACUACUUAAAGGUAUAAUGGUGAUGAUAACAAUGGUUUAUUUUUCAUUUUAUUUAGGGGUUAAAGCUUUUGAGCAGUGAUUCGGGUAUCAUAGGAUCUUAAUGUAAAGAUGAUAUGUUGAUUUAGAAUUAGCAUUAGCUUGAAACUUCUUUCUGGAUUUGAGAUUAAGCAAAUUGUUUCCUGUUUACAGACUUAAUAUCAUAUACAUAGUAUUACAGGCGUGAAAGAAAUUCUUUUAGAGAAUUCACUGUAAAUCAAGAAUAACCUUAUAUUAUUUUAACUCCAUUGUUCGAUUUUAUAACA